CACCUCUGAACCUCUUCCGGUUUAUCGCAUGCUUCCCCUUCAAUUUAGCUAGCUAACAUAUCUGAAACAUAAUAUAUAGACCAACGUUAGGAGUUCAUAAAACACUUUGCUUCCAUAAUUUAUACAUUUCAUCAUCUGAAAUUGUGACGGUCGAACAAAACAUGAAUAUUCGCAACGCGAGGCCGGAGGACCUUAUGAACAUGCAGCACUGCAACCUGCUGUGUCUCCCAGAGAACUACCAGAUGAAAUACUACUUCUACCAUGGACUGUCCUGGCCACAGCUCUCCUACAUCGCUGAGGAUGAGAAUGGCAAAAUAGUGGGAUAUGUUUUGGCCAAGAUGGAGGAGGAUCCAGAUGAUGUCCCCCAUGGUCACAUCACAUCCCUGGCUGUCAAGCGCUCUCACAGACGUCUGGGUCUGGCUCAGAAGCUGAUGGACCAAGCCAGCCGAGCUAUGAUUGAAAACUUCAACGCCAAAUAUGUCUCACUUCAUGUCCGGAAAAGUAACCGAGCGGCCUUGCACCUGUACUCCAACACACUGAAAUUCCAGAUUAGUGAAAUAGAGCCCAAGUACUAUGCAGAUGGAGAGGAUGCCUAUGCCAUGAAGAGAGACCUAGCUCACAUGGCUGAUGAGGUCCCACAGUUGAGGAAGCCAGGAGUGAAGGCACUGGGUCAGGAGACCCUUACUGCUACGACCACACCCGGUGACCAGGAGAAAGAGGGAGAAAGGGACAGUGGCGGAGAGAGCAAAGAACUCAGUGAAGUUAGCGAAGCAACAGAGAGCACAGACGUCAAAGAUUCAUCCUCCGAUUCACAAUGACUCUGACAUCUUUAGUAGGCAUUUUUAAAUUUCACCAUGAAAGUUACUUACUACACUUUUUUAUCUCUUUCCAAAUAGGAAUACACAGAUUUGGCUUCAGUCUUUACCCAGUGUUCGUCUUCAACUAUUCACCUCAGUUACUUUGUAUAUUUUACCUUUACAACAUACACUGUACAGUAAUAUAUAUUUUACCUUUACACCAUACAGUAACAUUUUACCUUUACAGCGUAUACCGUACAGUAACAUAUUUUACCUUUACACCGUACAGUAACAUAUUUUACCUUCAGUGUACACAGUAGAGUAAUAUAUUAUACCUUUACAGCGUACACCAUACAAAGUAUAUUUUACUAUUACUGCGUUCACCAUACAGUAAUAUAUGUGACCUUUACAGUGUACACCCUACAGUAAUAUAUUAUCUUUACAGUGUACACCGCACAGUAAUGUAUAUUUUACUUUACACCCUACAGUAAUAUAUUUGACCUUUAGAGCGUACACUGUACAGUAAUAUAUUUGACCUUUAGAGCGUACACCGUACAGUAAUAGUUUUUUCCCCCAUAACUUUCUCUGUUGUCAUUAGUGACAAACAAAGCAAAUUGAGAAUUGGUUGAAAGGAAUGUUUUUGGAACUGGAAUGAAAGUGGAUUUUGAGCUAAAAUUCACGACUGUUUCCAUAAGUUUUUUUAAGUUAUAUUUGAUGUUGUCACUAGUACUUCAUCGUCGGCCACCCAUGAUAUCUACACAUUUUGAAAACAUAACCAGUGUUUUUGGAUGUGUCUAAAUCAGGUCUGUUAAGUAUUCUUCAAAAUAAAAGUUUCAAGUAA
Salvelinus fontinalis (brook trout) is the source of this 1638-nucleotide messenger RNA. Its product is annotated as N-alpha-acetyltransferase 10-like. The transcript is spliced from 8 exons. NCBI's taxonomy places the organism in Eukaryota, Metazoa, Chordata, Actinopteri, Salmoniformes, Salmonidae. Gene Ontology annotation, molecular function: protein-N-terminal-glutamate acetyltransferase activity; protein N-terminal-serine acetyltransferase activity. The coding region runs from base 162 to 818 and encodes 218 amino acids. Gene Ontology annotation, cellular component: NatA complex. Gene Ontology annotation, biological process: N-terminal peptidyl-glutamic acid acetylation. The record is from RefSeq and is a predicted model, not a curated record.